CAUUCAUCUUGUUAUGCCACUGCUAGAAGAGAUAGUGCAUCUCUGAAGCGCUGGCUGCAUCUCCGUCUUAUCAUUGUGGCAAUGGCGCGACAGCUGAGCACUACACUUGGUCCGGCUAGCCUCCGUGCCCCGAGCCCUGUUUGUGGGGAGAGAGGAACCACAAUCUGCAGGUGCCCAGGCUAGCAUCUAUCUCACAACCUCCCUGCGUGCCGUCCUGUGUGUAGCUAGGAUCUUUUCGACCAACAUACAGCAUGGUGGAUGCAAUUCCAUGACAGCACUAUCUAGGUACCACACACACACGCACCGACACAUGGCGCGACAUCGACGGACUUCACCGCACUUAGCCGCGUGGUGGCCUCGUGCUCGUGACGCUUCUACCGACCAUUGAUAACAGAAAAUAAGGUAUAUGUACCACCGCCAUGUCUGCACUCUGGCCCUGUUACUCCUCCCCCCAAAUCAGCUUCGCCUAAAUUCUCCAACAUCCGGGACAAUAUGGUGUUCUGGAAAAGCAAGCAGCCGACCGUGGUUACGGGUCGCAUCUCGCCUAACGGCAGUAGCGACAACGAAAAGGGCCUGACUCCUGGCCAACAACAUCCUUACGAUAACUAUGGCGGCGAUGCUGAGAUUGCUCGCGUUAGCGACCCGGCGGAGAGCGGGCAAAGUCUGCACCGCGACCUCACUGCUCGUCAAGUUUCUAUGAUUGCCAUCGGAGGCGCCAUCGGCACAGGUCUCAUUAUCGGAACCGGCACCGCGCUGGCCACGGCUGGACCAGCCUCUAUUUUGAUCUCAUAUUGUCUCGUCGGAGUGUUGGUCUACGUGGUUAUGGCGGCUCUCGGCGAGAUGGCGACGUGGAUGCCUGUGGCGGGUGGUUUCGCCAACUACGCUGCUCGUUACGUGGACCCCGCGCUUGGCUUCUCUCUCGGUUACACUUAUUGGUUCAAGUACAUCAUUACGACUCCCAAUCAAUUGACUGCUGCCGCCAUUGUUAUAUCGUACUGGGUGCCGGCAGAAACCGUGAAUCCCGGUGUCUUUAUUGCGAUAUUUCUCGUGGUCAUAAUUGUCAUAAACUUCCUCGGGGUCAAAUAUUUCGGAGAAAUGGAAUUUUGGCUCUCGUCCGUCAAGGUCCUCACGCUCUGCGGUGUCAUCAUCCUCACCCUGAUCCUGGCAUGCGGUGGUGGUCCAGCUCAGACCUCCGCGCCAGGCUUCAAGUCCUGGUCAAACCCUGGAGCCUUCGCAAGUUAUAAAGGAAUCCCAGGAACGCUUGGCAAAUUCCUCGCCGUCUGGGCAAGCAUGGUCACGGCAGUCUUUGCCUUCUUGGGAACUGAGCUCGUUGGAGUGACGGUGGGGGAAGCCCAGAACCCGCGCCGGAACAUCCCACGAGCCAUCAAGCUCACUUUCUGGCGUAUCCUCGUCUUCUACAUCUUCUCCGUCCUCCUCAUUGGCAUGGUCGUCCCAUACAACGCCCCACAACUCCUGAGUGCCACCAAGCAGGCGAGUAACGCGAACGCAAGCCCCUUCGUUGCUGCUAUUAUAAUUGCAGGCAUUCCGACUCUUCCGGCAAUCCUCAAUGCUUGUAUCUUGAUCUUUGUUUUCAGUGCCGCCAACUCCGACCUUUACAUUGCAAGCCGAACUCUUCACGGCUUAGCCAUCAAGGGCCAUGCUCCAGCCAUUUUUGCGAAGACGAACAGCCGUGGUGUCCCAGUCUACGCGCUAGGUCUCUCGUCGCUGAUCUGCUGCAUCGCGUUCCUGAGCGUCUCGUCAGGAUCGCGUACCGUUUUCCUCUACUUCGUGAACCUGGUCUCUAUCUUCGGUCUCCUCACCUGGAUCAGCAUUCUCGUUUCGCACAUCUACUUCAUUCGUGCCCGCCGGGCCCAAGGCGUGCCGGACUCUGACCUCCGAUAUGUGUCCCCCUUCGGACUCUGGGGCUCAGCCUUUGCCUUGAUCUUCUGCAUCAUCAUCGCAUUCACCAAGAACUUCGGUGUGUUCUUGGGUAAUACAUUCGAUUACCAGAAUUUCAUUACCGGUUACCUGGGCAUCCCUCUCUACCUGAUCAUGAUCUUCGGAUGGAAAUUUGCGAAGAAGACCAAGGGUGUCAAGCCACACGAGGCUGAUUUGUGGAGUGGAAAAGAUGUUAUCGAUCGAGAUGAAAGGGCAUGGAUCAGAAAGGAGGCGGAAGACAAAGCUGCUGGACGUGGGCCGGGCAAGCUGUACCAGUACACCCUUGGGUGGCUCUUUUAGGUAUUGUUUAGCAAGAUACCUCAGUAUUGACGAAUUUACGAGCCUGUAGGAAAGUUGUUUCAUUCCACCAAGAUGUUACUGUUUAGUUCGUGACCUUUCCAAACUUGAGAGUUUGCACAAUUGAUGGGGGUUUCCGCGGGAUGACUUUUGCCCUUUCUCACAAGAUGACCUUUCUCACAAGAUUACUUUUUUCACAAGAUUUCCAUUUCACAAUCAAG
Dissoconium aciculare CBS 342.82 is the source of this 2456-nucleotide messenger RNA. RefSeq lists its product as uncharacterized. Gene Ontology annotation, biological process: amino acid transmembrane transport. Gene Ontology annotation, cellular component: membrane. Gene Ontology annotation, molecular function: amino acid transmembrane transporter activity. Lineage: Eukaryota; Fungi; Ascomycota; Dothideomycetes; Mycosphaerellales; Dissoconiaceae. Bases 493 to 2238 code for a protein of 581 amino acids. The transcript has 4 exons. The record is from RefSeq and is a predicted model, not a curated record.